UGGUGGAAGACCACACAGGACGUCAGAGGAAAGUGAGCGUGAAGGAAAAGGUAGACUCUUUCGUCCCCUGGAUGCAAACGAAGCUGAGGAAAGGAUGCACCAAGAAGAUCUCUACAGGCGGUUGCCAAUUCUGCAAUGGCUGCCGAAAUACAGCACCGAUGAUGCCGUGGGAGACCUCGUGGCCGGAGUCACUGUGGGACUACUAGUUAUACCUCAGUCGCUGGCUUACUCUAAUAUUGCUGAUCUGCCUGCACAGUAUGGUCUCUACGGAUCCUUCGUCGGCUGCCUGAUGUACAUAUUCCUGGGAAGCUGCAAAGAUGUGCCCAUGGGUCCCCCGGCUAUAUGCUCACUGCUAACUUACCAGACUAUCAAAGGAAUGGGACCUGAUCACGCUAUACUGCUAUGCUUCCUAAGCGGGGUCAUACAGCUUAUAAUGGGUAUGUUUGGUUUAGGGAUAAUGAGACUUCGUCUCGGGUCCCGUAUCGUCAGGUUUCACUUCGGCUGUUGCUUUGCUGAUCACUCGUCACAAGUGAAGGACAUUCUGGGCAUCAACGGAGGUGGGGCCACGUUUGUCAACAUGUGA
Molecule: messenger RNA, 583 nt
Organism: Nilaparvata lugens (brown planthopper)
Lineage: Eukaryota; Metazoa; Arthropoda; Insecta; Hemiptera; Delphacidae
Product: sodium-independent sulfate anion transporter-like
Exons: 3
Biological process (GO): transmembrane transport
Cellular component (GO): membrane
Molecular function (GO): sulfate transmembrane transporter activity
Source: RefSeq, a predicted model, not a curated record